Molecule: messenger RNA, 553 nt
Organism: Aphidius gifuensis
Lineage: Eukaryota; Metazoa; Arthropoda; Insecta; Hymenoptera; Braconidae
Product: endocuticle structural glycoprotein SgAbd-2-like
Exons: 3
Coding region: 84-464 (126 amino acids)
Cellular component (GO): chitin-based extracellular matrix
Molecular function (GO): structural constituent of chitin-based larval cuticle
Source: RefSeq, a predicted model, not a curated record
AAAAAGUCGAAAAGUUAUCAGACAUCAAACAGUUGUCCAAAGUAUUUUUUUAAUAAAAAAAAAAAUAUAUAUAUAAAUCAAAAAUGAAUUUCUUUGGAAUAACAUUGGUUAUUGGAUGUGCAAUUGCUAUUGCUAAUUGUGCACCAGUUGAUCAGCCAAUUGAAAUUUUAAAAAACACUUUUGAUGGACCAAAUGGUGAUGGUUCAUAUUCAUACCAAUAUGAAACAGCAAAUGGUAUUAAAGCACAAGAACAAGGACAAUUAGCAGGUGAAAAAUCAUUAGCUGUACAGGGAAGUUAUUCAUAUCAAGAUGAAAAUGGCAAUCCAAUUGAAGUUAAAUAUAUUGCUGAUGAAAAUGGAUUCCGUCCAGAAGGAGUACAUUUACCAGUUGCACCAGAAAUACCAGCAGCUAUUCUCAGAUCAUUGGAAUACAUUGCAGCUCAUCCACAACAAGAAAAAUUGUAAAUAAUCUUAUCAUUAAUGGAUUUUAAUAUGAAAAAAACAAAAAUUUAAAAUUAUCAUGUUAAUUCUUUAUCGUACAAUUUAUUUUUUAA